This is a messenger RNA of Dromaius novaehollandiae (emu), 5464 nucleotides long. RefSeq names its product rho GTPase-activating protein 20-like. NCBI's taxonomy places the organism in Eukaryota, Metazoa, Chordata, Aves, Casuariiformes, Dromaiidae. The coding region runs from base 115 to 3471 and encodes 1118 amino acids. Gene Ontology annotation, molecular function: GTPase activator activity. Gene Ontology annotation, biological process: signal transduction; regulation of Rho protein signal transduction. The record is from RefSeq and is a predicted model, not a curated record. The transcript has 15 exons.
CGCGCCCCCGCCCCGCCCCGCGCCGCUCCCGGGGGCCGCCGCCGCCCCGCGCUCCGUGUGCUGCGCCGCGGGCAUGACCGCCGCGGGGAGCUGCCGGCGCCGCGGAGCCAGAAAAUGAAGCCCAUAGCCCAAAGAAGACGAUCUACCCCUUCUGCCAUUACUAAAGCUCUCAGCAAAUCAAAAUACCAUCCCAGGGAAACUACCCUCUCCUCUUCCCAUUCGGACAAUGGGCUGCCGAGCGGGAUGUGCAGCAGCCCGGGCUCUACUUUCCUCCUGGAUGAGCGGGUACAGCUAACCAUGGGCCUGCAGACCCAGGAGAGACACUUGAUCCUGUUCAGUGACGCGCUGAUCAUCGCCAAGUCCAAAUCCUCCUCCAGCUUGAAGCUGAAAAAGCAGGUGCACCUGAGUGAAAUAUGGACCAGCACCUGUCUCAGCGAAGUAACAGAGAAAAAGAUGAGUCCUGAGAAUUCAUUUGUCAUCGGCUGGCCUACCACCAACUAUGUUGUCACCUUCAGCUCAGCUGACGUGAAGGAACGGUGGCUCUCCACGUUACUGUGGCACAUCAGUGAGGCAAAACGGCAUGAGUACCUGCAGACUCUCGCCCUUCAGAUCUUUGUGCAGGAUGCCGAUAACUCUUCUUCUACUGCCACAGUCAAUGUGUCCAAUGUGGAAACUGUAGACAGUGUGAUCAAGAAGACACUUGAACAGCUUGGACUACCCGGUAGAACAAAUGACCACCACCUCUGGGUGACCUCAGGAAAAGAUGACCCCGCUUACCCUCUCAUCGGGCACGAGACUCCUUUCAGCAUCGCACUGAACUGCCUCCGAAGCUCUGUCGACCAGCAGCAAGGAACCAACAACAACACCCUCCCGGCUGACGGGACAGAAGCUGCCCUCCUUGAUCAGCUCCCGAAGGAAAAACAGUGCCAGUUUGUCCUGAAGCCCAGGCUCCAAGCUUCAGUGCAGCUGAGGAGAGAAUCGUUGCAGAAACACACCAAGAGGAAGAAGUCCUUGAUCGACUGGGCCCUGCGCCGCAGUACCAGUACGCCCACUGGCAGUCCUCCUUCCCAGUCGCCCACCACCCCACGGAAGCUCUUUGGCCUGUCCCUGUCCUCUGUCUGUCCGGAUGGGAUCCUUCCCAAGCCGAUCAUGGAUAUGCUGCUUCUGCUGUACCAUGAAGGUCCCUCCACCAGGGGCAUUUUCAGACGCUCUGCCAAUGCCAAGACUUGCAAGGAACUGAAAGAGAAACUGAACUCUGGAGAUGAUGUCCAGGUGGAUGGAGAGUCAGUCUUCGUGGCUGCAGCAGUCAUCACGGAUUUUCUCCGAAAUAUACCUGACAGUGUUCUAUCCUCAGACAUGCACGGACUGUGGAUGGAAGCUGUGGACACAGAAAAUCGGGCACAUAAGAUUGAAGCCAUCAAAAGUCUCGUCAGUCAGCUCCCGGAGGCCAACCUCCUCUUGCUCAGACACCUCUUUGGAGUCCUGCAUCACAUUGAGCAGAAUUCAGGCGUGAAUCAGAUGAAUGCCUUUAACCUGGCGCUCUGCAUAGCGCCCAAUAUGCUGUGGCUACCUGGUCCCACGGGGCCUGAAGAGGAGAGCAGGUCUACAAAGAAGGUGGCCAUGCUGGUGCAGUUCCUGAUUGAAAACUCAGCAGAGAUUUUUGGAGGUGACAUUGCUUCCUUGUUUCAAAGACCAGACAAAAAGAAGUCCAAAAACUCCGAGGACUCCCUAGGCAUAGGCUUGGCUCAGCAUGAUGAUUCCUCUGACGAGCUGGAGUUUUCUGCUUGUGACCCAGAAGGACCAAAGCACCUGGUGCCUGACACAGAUGCCGUCUUUGAACCAUCCAGCAGCUUGUUACUGGAUGAGGAGCAAGAAGACUGGGACUUGUUCAGCGAGAUCACAGCUUGCUACCAAAGCAAAGCUGGGAAGAACGCCAGCGCAGACAGCUACGACCUCCUGGAAGAAGAGGGCUCCUUCUGCUCCAUCGGCUCAAUACGCUCCCUCAGCCCAGCCAGGGAUCGGUGCUCGUCGGAGCCCAGCGUCUGCCUCAGCUCCCGGCUCCCUGCCCAGAGCCACGAGCCGGUGGCCCGUCAGUCCAGCUGCGACGCUACCAUCAUGCACAGCCGCACCGACUACAUCCACCGGCUCAAGCAGCUGCAGGUGGAGAGCCAGAAGCUGAUCGAUGAAGGCCUAAGCCCUGGGGUUAGCAGUGCCAGGCAGAACUUCUGGCGAUCGCCCCAGGCCAGCUCCACGGCGAAGAAGCUCAGCCUUCAGAAAUCCAGCCUGUCCAACAGGUCCAGCUUCUCUAGCCUGUCCUCCACCACCACCUCCCCCUCUGCUUCCUCGCUGAGCUCCUUAGACAGUGCCUUCUCCUACUGCUCGGAGUCAUCAGCUGUCAGUCCUACAGAUGUCUCGUCCCUGCCUUUCAUGUUCGGGACGUCUGCCAGGCUCCAUGCUGUGUCCCCCAGGCUUGCCAAGAGGCCCCUGAAAGAGUGGCAGCAGUCCCCGACGUCCUCUUUGCCCUCGCAUCCCUGUGACCUGGACACUUUCCGUGCGUGUGAACCCAGGGCUGCAGAGAGCAGCCCUCGCGCUGGGGAGGAGAGGAGUUCUGCAUCCACCGGCAGAGCAGCCACGGGAAGCCUGCUGACCGACAUCGACUGGGGGGAAGAGGAGAGACAGCUGAGGGGUGUACGGGGCCCUGGCGCCGGGCUCAGGAGCCUGGGUUAUCCCAAGGAGUUUGAACAAAAUCCUGAGCACCCGGUUCCCAGCCCAGCUGGUGAGAAAUCCCCGCAGAUCAGCCACCAGCAGCACAGGGAGAAGGCGGUGAAGCACAUCGAGAUCAAAAGUCUGGAUGCCUCCCCUCCAAACCAGGAAAGCCUGAAGCGCACCAAGAUAACUUUCUACGUGGCCCCAAAUAAAGAAAGCUCUUGGGGGUCUCCGGUGGAAGAGGAGGAGGAGAGAUUCCCGGCGAACGCCAGCAGCAGCGACUUGGCCAGCAGCAGCCGUGAGCAAAGGCUGUCCAGGAGCUUGCAGACUGUAAGAGUCCACAUCCCCCAGACAGUUUUCUACGGGCAGAACACGCCCCUGGUCCUGCAGUCCCGCUCCAGGCACCACCAGCACGGACCGACCACCCCGCCCGUGCCGGCGGAGCGCACAGCCAGCCCCCGGAGUGCCUCCGCUGCCGGGCAGCGGGAGCCCAGGCCGCUGGAAACGGCGCAGGCGCCGACCCAGAGCAAGGGCUUCGGCACGUUCAGCCACACCAUCCGCAUCAUCCUGCCCGCUUCCAUUCGGAACACGGUCAGGGAAUACUUCAGGCACGAGGAGACCAAGAACUGCCGCGCGGCAGAGGCGGCCGCGGUGGAGAACGAACUGCUCCGGAGCAGGGCGGAGUGGCUCAGGAGCCAGCCGCCCGCAGAGGCGGCCGCGGAGGAGCGCGAUACGGUGGCGUUUGCGGAGGAGACAUUUGUCUAGGCAGGCAGCUGCGGGAGAACUGAGGGCUUUCUGUGUAUGUGCAGCAGAAAAUAUUCUGUAAGAUAUGACCAAGGUGUGAAGAGUCUAACAGGCUGCAUGGGGCAGUAAGUGUAAAGUGACACUAAUGUGUAAGUAAUGUUGGGGUUUAACAUUUGUUUGGGUGGGGUUUUUUGUUAUUUUUUUUCUUUACACCCUUUUUCUACUGAAGACACUUAAUUGACUGGGUAUUGAGUGGGCGGAAUGCCACCAAGCUCUGUCCCUGAAUUAGCUGACCUACGGAGUCUUACUCCAUUUCUUUUUAAAGGGGGAAAGGAGAAACUCCGCUUUGUUUUCUCCAGUCAUUAGUGUGUGUGGAUGACUGGAGAACUGGGGCAGCUAAAACUCCAUCAGAAUUAGUUAGUGAUCAUCUUUAAGCUUGCACAAAAUUCUCCACUGUUCACUGUUCGUCACCACCAUUCAUCCAAAGGAAGGCCCUUCACCUCCAGCCCAGAAACCACUGCUGCUUCUCUCUUCUCACGUUCCUUUUGUCCCUUGGUGGUCUAGCUCGCUGCCCGUGUUCAUUGCUGCUUGAGGCUGUGCUCCAGAAACACCAAAUGGAGCCCAAGGCCCAGCUUCCACUGUCAGAAGCCAUUGGUAACCUUUUUACUCUGAGAUUCCUUUUUUUCCAAUUAAUUAUGCAUUAAUUCUCUUCUCUCCUGCCUCUCCCAAAACGAGCAUUUGGCAGAGCCACAGCUGCUACAAAGAACUCUAGCUCAGGCCUUUCAGCAGAGCUAUGAGCAUUUGUCUCCUGUGAUCUCCCCUGGGAGUAGCUGGUCCUUCUAGUCCUAGGAAAGAUGACAUUAUUUCUGGUGAUGGUGAAAUUUCAGAAGGCUCUUUUCAGAGACGGGGUGGAUGGAGCUCCUAAUCAAAUCCCCAGUCAGGGGGACUGGGGCGGGGGGGGGGGUUAAGUAGGAUUUGGCUUUAGCAAGAAGUCAAGGAGCUGUGGAAGUAGUUGAGAGUGUUGUCAAGUGGAUGCUGAAGCAAAGUCCCAUCUGGCCAGAAAGCUGUCAGCCCACAAAGCUGAGACCAUCCAGGCUUCAGCAGUGCUAAUGCUGCCUCAGAGCAGUGAUGCGUUCCCGCUCCGCAAAGCACAUGGCCCGUGUGCUCGGGCAGUGCUAGGUGUGGCCGCGUGCCGGGCAGGGUCGAGCCUGCAAGGCAGCUUGUGUUGCACCCAAGAGAGAUGCAGCCGGCGGCCUGCCGGAGCAUCCCUGCGAGGCACUCAAGGAAGCGCUCCCAAGAGCCUCAGCCGCGGUGGGACUUGCUUGGAGGGCGGCGGUGCUGCCAGCUGAGCUUUAACAAGAAGCUGAGGCAGCCACACUGGUUUCUUAGGUGUAAAGAAAGCAAUGGGAAAAGUCUCGGAGCUUAGGGGUGUUUCAUUUGAAAGUUACGUGAAAGUUUUCUAAGUUGGUUUCUCUCAGAGACACCCCUUUUACUCAAUUAACAGUGAAUGGGUGAAGAAGGACAAAAGAAAUAAUGAUGACUGAAAGCUGAUCCUUGUGCAGCAAGUGCCCCUGCAAGCGGCUGCGGCUGCCAUGGCCGUUCCCGGCGCUCCGAACCCCUGCCGUGGUUCAGCUCUCGUGCAGGUGGGGAAGCCACCGCCGUAAAGUGGUCUAAUAAGCACCAGUCUGGUCUUCCACGUGCCUCUGACAGUCAGUAGCUGGAAGCGGGGCCAGCACCCCAAUUCAUGCCAUCAAAUGCCCCGUCAGGGGCUGAGGGAGGGCCAGAGCAAGGCCAGAAUUCAAUUUGGUAUAUGCAGAGUUUUUAAUUCACCAGCUGUGGCACCUUCUGUCCCUCCCAACUCACCUUGGUGGCCUUUGUAUGAUGAAAGGUGUAUAUAAUUGUAAUACAAACCACCUGGCAUCAUUUCCCUCACGUAUGAACACUAAAGAGACAUUCACGGUCUUUUCUCCAAAGCUACGGUUGUAACUAUGUCAAUAAAAGAGACACAAGUUUG